Messenger RNA from Tigriopus californicus, 1724 nucleotides. RefSeq lists its product as uncharacterized. Lineage: Eukaryota; Metazoa; Arthropoda; Copepoda; Harpacticoida; Harpacticidae. Bases 15 to 1076 code for a protein of 353 amino acids. The record is from RefSeq and is a predicted model, not a curated record. The transcript is spliced from 3 exons.
AGGACAAGAUAGACAUGGCAAUCAAUGUUAUUCUACACACCAAAGGAUACACGCUAUUUGAGUGUACCACCUACGUUCACACUUUGGAACUCAAGUACUGUACUCGGCGACCACAGAAGUUGGUGGAUUUUGGAAACCUGGGACGGGGAUUCGAUUUUUGGAGCUGGAUUUCAAUCUUUGUGUGUCUUUCUCUUUUCUCCACAACUUUUGCCGUGAUCUUUUACGUUUACAAGGCAAAUAUUGGACACAAACAUAUGUACAAAGAUCCUGGUAACCCUGUCGAUUUUUUCCUUUUGACCUUCACCGCCAUCGUUGAGCCUGAUCCCCUGGUCUGGUUUCCUUCUUGGUCGUCAGGAAGAAUGCUGUUCCUUUUGUGGUCUGUUUUUGCAUUCUUCAUGACUGGUUUCUUCAACUCGAACUUGAGGAGCAAUCUGAUUGCCCCAUCAUUAGAACCCGCCAUUGAAACUAUGGAAGAUUUUCUCAGUAGUGGCCGAGAACUUUUCGUACUGGACAUGCUCGGAUUUUUGCUCUUGCAGAAAUCUGGCACGAGCUUUCAACGAUUUUUGGACUACGUGGAUGACAAUCCCUCGUCAAUUUAUACACUCAACGACGACCUAGAUGCAGUGACGGAAAAAAUCAUGUCUGGAGGAGGGGUUAUCAUUUGUCCAACGGACGCUGAGAUGACUAACUAUCUAAUAGAUCCGAUCAACAACGGGUUACCCAAUCGAUAUUUUUCCAAGGAGUCCUUAUUCACCGGGUUUACGGCCAACAGGUUUCGAAGAUAUUCACCCUACGUGCCUCAUAUGAAUGCGCUGAUUGAACGUUAUGUGGCAUCAGGCCUCAAUCAAAAGGCCUUGUAUGAGAAAUUACCUUUGGUUGCUCUGCCUGGGCAAUUCAAACCAGAUCAGAACAAAAACGAGAUACGGAUGAGCUUGGAUAUGAUGUGGAUGGCCCUCUUUAUUUUGUCCGGAGGAAUCAUGUUAGGAAUGGCGGCCUUUGCAGUUGAAAUAAGAAUGGAUCGGAACGAACAUCGCAAAUCUUGGAUUAGGAUAGAACACUUAUUUGGAAUGAAGUAACAUUUGUUUACCUAUAUUCUUUAUUCCAGUGCACAGAGUGGUCCACAUGCCUUACAUGAGGUGUAAACCGUGUAAACGGAUAAAUCCAAGUUCAUCUUAGCGUCUUUCUGGCUUCGCAAUAUGAAAAUGAGCUGUUUGAAUGUAUUUGUUGAUGUAAUUGUUAGUAACUCAGAUUAAAAGGCACAUGCCUAAAAAACAUCAUAAUAUCUAUGAAAGGGCAAAUUUGAGAUAAGAUGUGAAUAUAGACCAACAACAGGACUAGUAAACAGCAGGUUGCUCAACAACAACUUAAAAGAUCAUAUCCAACUUUUUUUUCAAGAAGUAAUUACUUGUGCUACUCAUUCUAUCCCUAUGGUUUUGGAGGAUUUUAGCUUUUUACAUGAGUUUUGGCAUUUCAGUUUCUCUACCUGAGUUAGAAGCACAGUAUACAAAAGUUUUCAAGUUGUUUCUCAUUGUUCGAGAAACUAACAAGACUAUUUGUUGAGACAUUUCUUUUAAAAUCUAAACUUUCAACCAAAUUGAGCAUUUAUUUAAAUUUGAAGCCCUUUCCAUUUUCACUCAAACACUAGGUCUUAUCGUCAAUGUGUUAAUUGAGCGUUUUUCAUUGUUGGCUUAUUGCAGAUUGUCAUUGAUACAGACGCCUUCAAA